Messenger RNA from Penicillium coprophilum, 3558 nucleotides. RefSeq lists its product as uncharacterized. Lineage: Eukaryota; Fungi; Ascomycota; Eurotiomycetes; Eurotiales; Aspergillaceae. The transcript has 5 exons. Bases 1 to 3558 code for a protein of 1185 amino acids. The record is from RefSeq and is a predicted model, not a curated record.
AUGUCUUUGAAUGGGCUCGACACUGCCCCCGUCCUCGAAGCCUACCAAAGUGCCCUGGCCGACGCGGGCGGGUGGUUUUUACUACACUAUGUUGCAAGAGAUGAGGUUGCCCUUCACGAACGAGGCACCGGCGGGGUGCCCGAAAUCAGGAAUGCCAUCGACGGCUAUGAGGAAUGCUCGCCGCUCUAUGGCUUCCUUCAAUACCGGCGCAGAAAAGUGAUCAUCCGCUACAUGCCGGAGGGAUUAUCCCGGCUCAUCCUCGCCCGAAGCAAUGUCCAAUUCCAGUCCGUCACCGACAAGUUCACUCCCAACGACACCGUACUUCCUCUGUCCAAAGCCUCCGAUCUCACCGAAAGCGCCUUGUCCUCCGCCUGUCUCCUCCAUACCGCGUCGACCUCAAUUACUUCUUCUUCGAGCUCUCUGCGCCGCCGCCGGCUGAUGGAAAUCACGGAAGACGCCGAAGAGAACGGCACGAAGGAUGAAUCUCCGACACCAAUCCCACCUCCCCAGUCGGAGGCCCGACGCCGACCAAGGAGCGUCAAGUCGGAGGCUACUGUGGUGCCGUCGCCCAUUGAACCUCCCGUGGAACCGGAACUACCUCCGACAUCACCAGAAAGCGAAAAAGCCUCGGUCGAUCUCAUGCCACCCCCAUCCCGGGCGAGCUCCAGAGCUACAAUCUCUCGAGGGAGUCCCGUCGAACCACAAUCCGCGACCAUGUCCCCCAAGUCCAUAAAAUCAGACCGCUCUCGCUCCAGCUCUAGGUACCGAACUAUAUUGGAUGAGUUCCCCCGACCUUCAGAAGAGGCCCGGUUGUCCACUCAAUCCAGUCGCCCCUCGCUCCGAGAUUUGGAACGGGCCGCGGGAUACACCCCAAAGGUUAAGCUGGGACCCCGACCGUCCGUGGAUAGCAGUGGGAGACCCCGUACAGCAGGAAGUUCUCGAAAUGUAGACCAGCGCCCCGUUGCAUCCCUGCCAACAAAUAUGCGCACUUCUUCCGUGCGGAAGCAGAACGGUGACGCGCCCCGCCCUCGAUCUCAGGGGAGCACUUUUGCAAAUAAGCCCACUAGUCGUGUUCCGCCAGUCCCACCUUUGCUGGUUCCACCCCCCUCUAUUCCUAUCUCGCGACCUCAACUUUCUCCUGGUGCCAAAUCUCUUGGAGCGUUGUCGACAUCCUCGGGAUUGACCCCUGAGAAAGAACGUUUGAUGAAGGCUUUGCAGCAAAGACGGAAGAACAUGGCCAAACGUGCGGAGGAAACAAACAAGAAACAGGUUUUUGAGGAAGAGGUCAAACCAGUGAAGAAUAUCGCCGAGGAUCUGGAUGAUGAUAAAGAGAAUCUCAUUCAGAUUCACUAUCCUGACGCUGACAUGAUGCUGUCUGAGUCCGAGACGAUUCAUCAAAACCAACGAUUCCCUUUGGCAAAUUCACCCGUACCUCCUGAGCUUGCCCCUGCCCCUGAGCUUGUUUCCGGGUCUACUCUUGAACCCGCCUUUGAACCUGUUCCUGAGACUGUUGUUGUAUCUGCUCCUGGGCCUGUCGUUGAGACAGUCGCUGACCCCAUUCCUGAACUUGUUUUUGAGCCUGCUAUCGACGCAGUUGCUGAGCCCAGCCCCGAGCUUGCUCCUGAGCCUGUUGGUUCAUCUUCCGAGGCCGCUCUCAAACCAGUCGCCGAACCUGUUGCUGAGUCUGCUGUGACCCCUGAGCUAGAGCGCGAAUCAGAACCGAUCGCCGAUCUUCCCUCCGAUGUCGAGGAUCGGCCAUCCUCAUCAACAGUGACAAAUACCGACAAUCCUAUCUCCGAUCGCGCCGCAGCUUCGGAGAUUGUCAAGCAAACGCUGCAGACAACCCCUGAGGAUGAAACGCGCCCUGAGCAGGACCCCGCAAUGCCCAGUCUCGCCCCACCUACCUUUAAUCUUGACGUUCCACUUCAAUCUGAGCCUUCGGACGCUUCGCGACCUGAUUCAGACGCCCCCCAAACCCAUCUCGAAAUCCCUUCAAUUGCACAUGUGCCAACUGGCGAGCCUUCUGAGGUACCUAUCUCAGCAGAGGUUCUUCAGGCGGUUCCCCUCCCCUCUGCACCCUCUGUCACCCCCCAGAAAGCACUAGGACAGAAACCCCAGCCGCCGCCGUUCGCGCCUCAACCGAGACGCAAGGUUCGCCUGGAGCCCAUCCAAGUGCCUACUCCAGAUUACUCGGACGACGACAACCUCCUUUCCGACGAUUCAUUCAUGGAGGAACUUACCUCAGCGACUGUCCAGGAGGCUAGACCAGUAUCCGUAAAAUCUCCCAGCGGCGCCGACCACGCCUGGAGGAACUCACGGGCCGUCUCAAGCCCGUUCUCUAUGGGAUCACCCUCGGGCCUGCAAGCUCUCGCAGUGGGCCGAUCCAUUUCCAGCUCUCACUCUGAAAAUGGCCCUUCUACGCCGAUACUCAUGGCCAAGAAGAUCAAUGUCUCCUCUGGAAUUUCCAGUCGUAUCAAGGCGCUUGAAAAGUUUUCAAGCCGGGAAGGCACUCCCAUGGGCGCGAGUCCGGCUAUGAGUGGGCCAUCGGCCGCUUCGUCUUUUGAGAACCUCCGCAAACGCGCAUCCAUCUCGGUGCCAAGUGGAAAUCAUGACACCAAUCCACCAAGCACAAUGUAUUCUGCUCACGCCUCCAACAGCUUUUCCCGUGCGCCGAGUAUGAGUCGGCACGACCGUCGGGUGUCCGUAGAUGUCCCACGUCCUGCUAACUCCGUCUCCGUGACGGCCCGUAUCUUGCGCGAUGCAGAUACCUCUCCCGGGUCUUCUGGGCUUGAGCCCUCGGAGUCCGAUGUUCUCAACCUCCAGGCUAGUCCUUUGACCGUGGAGCAUGAGACAUCCGAGGCACCACUCCCUCAGAUCUCACCUAUUGAGCCUGCAAGUCUUUCCCAGGACCGAAGCAUGUCUAUCUCGUCUACUACAUCUAGUCGCCAAACGACGUCUCGCCCCGGCAGCCGCCCUGAAAGCCGUCCCGGAAGUCGCCCCUCUCUCAACUCGCGCUCCAGGACUGACGACAGCAUUCAAUCUGCCUCCCCCACACCGGAAGAUAAGAAGGCAUCUCGCACCUCGCGACUCAUGCGCCGCAUGUCAUCAAUCACAUCCAACUCUCGCCGCAGCAUUAUCGGAGCCCUUAGCUCGCCAGUCAAGGAAGAGGAGAAUGUUUCUACCUUCACAAAUGGGUCCAGUAAGGCCCCAGGGUCUACUAGCUCGCGUACUUCCGAGCCCGUUGACAUUGGCGAGGUGAACGUCCAAUUUCCAGAAACUCUUCUGUGGAAGCGUCGGAUCAUGCGCAUCGAUGAAGAGGGAUACGUUGUUCUCACCCCUGGCACCAAUGAUGCCACCACCCGGAGCAUGACUAAACGCUACCACCUCACCGAGUUCCGCACUCCUUGUCUCCCUGAUGAAGACAUGCAGGAAUUGCCCAACAGCAUCCUGCUUGACUUUUUGGAUGGCAAUACGCUCCAGUGUGCUUGUGAAUCCAGGCAGGGACAAGCUUCCGCUCUUCAGACUCUCGUCGAGGCCCACAGUGCCCACCAGCAAUAA